Chrysemys picta bellii (western painted turtle) is the source of this 3362-nucleotide messenger RNA. The record is from RefSeq and is a predicted model, not a curated record. NCBI's taxonomy places the organism in Eukaryota, Metazoa, Chordata, Testudines, Emydidae.
UUUCCUGAUACCCACGGAUGGGAAACCGAAGCAGCAGAAAUCUCACUGCUUGUAUGAGAAGUGAUCUACUCAUACGAGCCCUCGACAACCUGUCUCAGGAAGAGUUCAAAAGAUUUAAAGACAAAUUAUCACACUCUGACUUUGAGGGGAAAGGUAACAUCCCCCGAGGUCAGCUGGAGAAUGCUGAUAGGAUAGACACGAAGAACCUCCUGAUGCAAUUCUAUGGUGAAAUUGCUGCGGUAGAAGUAACCACAGAUGUUUUCACUCAGAUCAACCUCAGAGACGCUGCUGCUAAACUCAGAGAAGAGAGAGAGAAAGCUUUGGGUCCUCGGCAAACAUCUGAAAGAUCAGUAAAUGCUUACAGCAUGAAGUAUAGAGAACAUAUAAAAAAUGAAUACAGCGCAAUAAAAGACAUGAACGCUCGUCUUGGUGAGAAUGUGAAACUAAACAGCAGAUACACAAAGCUGAUCAUUACAAAUGAACAUCGUCAUGAAAAGCAGAGAGAACAUGAAAUAAUGGCCCUGGGACGGAGACAUGCAGAGAUCAUGACUGAGCACGCUACUCCUAUCACCAUAGGCGAUUUAUUUGAAUCUGAUGGAAAGGAACAAUCACCACAAAUUGUCGUGCUGCAGGGAGCUGCAGGGAUUGGAAAAACACUGACAGCAAAAAAGAUCAUGUUGGACUGGGCAAAUGAAGAACUGUAUCAGAGCAGGUUUGAUUAUGUUUUCUACAUAAAUUGUCGGGAAAUUAACUUUGACAGAGAGCAGAGAAGUGUGGAAGAUUUGAUUUUAGGAAAUUGUCCUGAUCAUAAUGCACCAACUAAAGAGAUUCUGAUGACUCCAGAAAAACUCCUGUUCAUAAUUGAUGGUUUUGAUGAACUGAGAUUUUCCUUUAAUCAACCAACAAGUAAUCUGUGCUCUGAUCCCUGUGAGAAGCAGCCAGUGGAAAUCAUACUGAGCAGUUUAUUUAGGAAAAAAGUGCUUCUCAAAUCUUACUUACUAAUUACUACAAGACCAAUUGCCCUGGAGAAACUUGGGCGGUGUUUGAAAGAUGAACGUUAUGCAGAGAUCCUGGGGUUUUCUGAAAAUGAGAGAAAAGAAUAUUUUUACAAGUUCUUUGAGAAGGAAGAACAAGCAAGCAAAGCCUUUAACUUUGUAAGAGACAACGAAAUGCUGUUCACCAUGUGCUUUGUCCCCAUUGCCUGUUGGAUUAUCUGCACGGUUCUGAAACAGCAGCUGGAAGCAGGUGAAGAUCUUGCACAAACUUCCACUACAAUCACUGGAGUCUACAUGCUCUAUCUCUUCAGUUUAUUAGAGGGUCACAGCAGCAAUUCAAAGCAAAAGGUACAAGGUAACUUGAAUGAACUUUGCUCCUUGGCUGCAGAUGGAAUCUGGAGGAAGAAUAUACUGUUCGAGGAAGAAGAUGUCAAGAAACAUGGUUUAGAUAAACCUGAUUCCCUCUUUCUGAAUGAGAACAUGUUUCAAAAAGGCAUUGGCUGCGAACGUGUUUACAGCUUCAUUCACUUGAGUUUUCAAGAGUUUUUUGCAGCUUUGUUUUAUGUGUUGGAGAAAGAAGAACCUGUGAAAAAGUCAGCAACUGCUAUACAACCUGUGGAAAAAUUGUUUGAAAAAUGUGGAAACUCUAGGAAUUAUUUAAUGUUAACAGUGCGAUUCCUGUUUGGUCUCUUAAAUAAAAAGAGAAUGGAGGAGAUGGAGAAAAAUCUUAGCUGCAAAUUUUCACCCAAAGUUAAAAAUAAUUUACUAACAUGGGUUAAAGAGAAACCCUUUUUGUUGUUGUUCAACUAUGAUAAAUUGCCUUCUGAUAAGGAGUCAAUGUUUUUCUAUCUGGAUUAUUUUUACUGUUUGUAUGAAAUUGAAGAAACUGAAUUUGUGCAGAGUGCAAUGAAUCAUUUCACUGAGCUAAAAUUAACUCAUCAUACCUUUACCAAAAUGGAUCAAAUUGUUCUUCAAUUCUGUAUAAAGAAUUGCUGUAAACUGGCGUCAGUUUGUCUAGAGAACUGUACUUUUCUAACUGAAGACCUGAAUGAAGAUUCCCCAGGACCACACGAGUGGCCACAUCGGGCACAACAUCAGGAUGAGUUGCAUCAUUCAUCUAUUUAUCUGCUCUGUCAAGCACUGAAGGCUUCAAACUGUAAUUUAAAGAAACUAAGCUUGGGGAGUUGUGGUCUCACAGCCGCUGGCUUUGGGGAUCUCGCCACUGUUCUCAGCACCAGCCAGAGCCUGACAGAGCUGGACCUGGGUGCUAAUAAUCCGGGAGAUGCUGGAGUGCGGCGGCUGUGCGAGGGACUGAAACAGCUGAACUGCAAACUGCAGAGUCUGCGCUUGUGGAGUUGUGGUCUCACAGCCGCUGGCUGCAGGGAUCUCGCCGCUGUUCUCAGAACCAGCCAGAGCCUGACAGAGCUGGACCUGAGUGAUAAUAAACUGGGAGUUUCUGGAGUGCGGCUGCUGUGUGAGGGAUUGAAACACCCAAACUGCAAAGUGCAGAGACUGGACUUCUUUAGUGGUCAUCUCCCAGGUGCUUGCUGUGAGGAUCUCGCUGAUGUUCUCAGAGCCAACGAGAGCCUGACAGAUCUGAACCUGGGUUAUAAUUAUCUGGGAGAUGCCGGCGUGCAACGUCUGUGUAAGGGACUGACACACCCGAACUGCAAACUGCAGAGACUGGGAUUGCAGGGUUGUCAUCUCACAGACGCUGGCUGCGCGGAUCUCGCCGCUGUUCUCAGAACCAACCAGAGCCUGACAAAGCUGGAGCUGAGUGAUAAUGAACUGGGAGAUGCCGGCGUGCAGCUGCUAUGUGAGGGACUGAAACAAAACUGCAAAUUACAGAGUUUGUCGUUGUGGAAGUGCGGUGCCACAGCCGCUGGCUGUGGGGAUCUCGCUGCUGUUCUCCGAGCCAGCCAGAGCCUGACAGAGCUGCAGCUGGGUGAGAAUAAUCUGGGAGAUGCUGGAGUGCAGCUGCUGUGUGAGGGACUGAAAUACCCAAACUGCAAACUGCAGAGACUGCGCUUGAAGAAAGAGUAUUUAACUGAAGAAAUGAGGGCAGAACUGGAUGCUGUGAAAGACACAAAACCUGAUCUGGUUAUACAGAUACUGGAUUGGUGAGUGGGAGCCACUGCACCAAUGCAGCUCUGACCUGGCUGCCCUGCCACUAGCUGAGGGAGCAGCUGGAGAACACCUGCCCCUAUUGAAAUUGCCAUCCCCAGGGACUCCAGCAGCAAAUGUCAACAUCUGUGGCAGGGGGCUGGGUAGAGAUUGUGAGGGCCAACCCUCCUGCAUGAAGGCAGGAGGCUUAGGAGUAGGAGCUGGGUUUGCUCUAUUCUCACUGUGCAGUGGGGUAGCUGUUUU